GAUCUCCCCUAUCAUCCUCUGUUGCUUGCAUCGUCAUUUCAGAGUUCAGACAUCUCACUCUCUGUCUCACAGAGAAAGUACAGUACUUGAACAGUAGUCGUUUCUAUCUUUCCACAGCUCCAUUGCCUUCACCGUUGAGUCGUGUAAGAUUAUUAGAGAGUGAGAGACCCUCUGACUCUAAUCACUCUUCUCUAAUCACACUAGUUUCUUGUCUAAAAAUAGGUGAAAAGAAAGCCUUUUUUGGUUCUUUGAAAAAUGGUGCCGUGGAGACCUGGCAUGAACAGAAGUUUGAACAGAGAGAAUCCAAAUACUUUAGUUGUGAUUAUUGCAGGCCAGCAGAUAAUGAGACGGAGUGAGGACAAAGGAGAUCAGAGACGGGGGGAAGGGAUGGGCCCUCUAAAGACUGCAGCAGAAAUCAGUGGCACUGCUGCCCCAAAGAUUAAUGUCUCUCUCUCUCUCUCUCUGUUUUUGCUCGAGUGGCUAUAUUCGUUCACUCUGCACACCAUUUUUAUUCGUCUCCACCAAGCUCUCUGCAAAGGCCUUUUUUCGCUUGUUGGCGCACUCUCUAAGUCUUCCUCUUGGUGGAUUCUGUGAAGUUAGUAUUCUUUAUUUUCCAGACCCAUUUGUGCACAGAAAUAGAAAAAGAGAAAGAUCGAGGGUCAUGAUGGGGUCCGAGUUGCUGAGACUCUAAAUUUUAGGUUCUUGGGUUUUGGGUUCUUGAAGGAAAUUCUACUUUGUUCAUGCAAAGAAAGCAACCCACUUUUUGUAUUGGCUCAUGAAGUUCUUGUGGUUUGAGAAGAAAAUGUGAAAAGAGAAACCAGCGCUGUCGAGUGAACCUUGCACUGCCGUAGCUUGUUUUGGUUUUCAUAAGGAAAACUGCACGCAGCAGCAAACAGUUUCAUAUACAACUUUAUCUUUGAGAUUUGGAAGAUCUCUGUGAUCUAAGUUGGGGAAAUCCUAAGAACCUGCAUGAGUACUAUUGUCACCAGUGUUUUGCUUUCUGGGAGGUUUGGUGGAGAAAGCUGCAGUCUUCGUGAGCGUUUUGUUGUGCGUGCUAGCUCCUCUGCAUAUGAAUGGGAGGUUAAUAUUACUUGGCAGAAAACGUUGAAAGCAUGAAGAAAAAAGGCAUUAAUAUGUUCUGAUCUCCUCUGGUUUUUAGUAAGAAGAUUUCCUGGGAGAGUCAGAAUGGUGCUCUUGAAAUAAAGCUGGCCUAGCAUUCAUUUGAAGCACAAGAACCCAGUUAUGCAGCACUUAGUCAUUGUUUAUACCUGAUGCCAAGCAAUUUUUGGUAUAUCAUACGAUGGAGAAUAAUUUGGGUAGAGUUCCGAUGGGUAUGGGCAGCCAAAGUCCUGUUGACAUAGAUGGAUUUGCACCGUGUACAACAACAAAUGCACUUACACAACCUGAGUCAUUUGACCUUAAUAACCAAAACCAUGUCAUGGCUGGUUUCCCAGUGCUUUCAGCAUUGCAAGGUGAACCUAUUAACGGUCUCCAUGCUAAUCUUCACAUCCCAAAUGGUGUGUGCAUUGCUGAAUCGAAUGCAUUGCUUACAUUGCUAGGAAGACAUGUUGUGAGGGAUGCCACACCUUGCAGUCCACGCCUCACUGAUAACUCUGGGUUUCCAGACCAAGCAGCUGGAGGAACGAUUAUUUCUACUGCUUCACAUGCUACAUUUCUACCUGCAAGAAGUGGUCUUCAAGAAAAUUUUAACAAUUUAGCAUUUUCAGCAGCUUCAAUCUGUCCUGUGGAAGUUUUACCAACUUAUGAUUCAAAUGGCAAUUCUAACGCCUUGUUUGCAACUUCUGUGAAAUGCGGAUACGAUAAUGUACUUGGUAGUAUGAACACCAAGUGGGAUACCAAGUACCCCGCUCCACUGGAGCUUGAUGGGAAAUCCCCUGUAAGAGCAGAGCUUCAGCCCUAUCCAUCUGCAGUAAAUUUGGUUCCAGAUGGAUGGAUGUCAUCAAAUCGUGGGCAUGUUUCUGCAAAUCAUUCGUACAGUCCAUCCAAUUUUAAUAAUGAGCUCUCUCUAACUCUUGCUACAUCUGAGCCUUCUAUUCUCAGGGAGAUUAAUAUCCCGGAUCGGCCCUCAGAAAUGGGCAUGUCUGAUGUAACUCGCCAUUGCUUGAAUAAAAAAAGGUUAAGAUCUCAGCCAAUGUCUUGCAACAGUACGGAGAUUUCCUUAAAUUUUGGUUCUUACAAUCCGCCUCAAUUCUCUCAAGGGGUAUUAGGAUCUAGAUAUCUUCAUGUAAUUAAACAGAUAUUUGCACAGAUUGCAAAAUAUUCUCUAGAAAAUCUAGAUCAUUCGAGUUAUCCAACAGCUCCAUUCUCUUCAAAUUUCGCCGCUGAAAGAUGGAUGCCGUCAAUGUUUCCUGACGUGGAUGGUGGAUUUGAGCUUCAAAUGGAGUCCACAUUGCGAAUAUGGACAGUUGAAGCAAAGAAAAACCAUCUGCUGACUCUGCUACAGGUGGUUGAUGACCGUUGCAACCAAUGUAUGGAUGAGAUCCAUACUGUGAUAUCUGCAUUUCAUGCUGCUACUGAGUUGGACCCUCAGAUAGAUGCUCGGUUUGCCCUGCAAACAAUCUCUUUCUUUUACAAAAACUUGAGAGAGAGGAUUAGCAACCACAUCCUUGCAAUGGGAGCACAUUUUAACAGCACAUGCAAGAAAGAGAAGGAAAGAUCUUUUGAAACUUCUUUCAUCCAAAAGCAAUGGGCUCUCCAGCAACUAAAAACUAAAGAUCAUCAUAUAUGGAGACCCCAACGAGGCUUGCCUGAAAGAUCUGUCUCAAUUUUACGGGCAUGGAUGUUUCAGAACUUUCUUCAUCCGUAUCCUAAAGACGCAGAGAAGCAUUUACUUGCAGUAAAAAGUGGAUUGACUAGAAGCCAGGUAUCCAAUUGGUUUAUAAAUGCUCGGGUUCGUCUGUGGAAACCAAUGAUUGAAGAAAUGUAUGCCGAGAUGAAUAGAAGAAAGGGGCGACGGGUUGAGGAAGGAGCCCAAAGCAAUCACAGAAGCCACAUCAUAAGUAUCAGCAACCGUAGAUCUAAUGUGAAUUGAAGCUGAAGGAAGAAAGGUGAAAGAAGCUCCGGGGCAAUGCAAGAGGGACUCAAGGGGCUCCUUGGGCUGACACUUACUUGAGAUGGCCUGU
Molecule: messenger RNA, 3143 nt
Organism: Juglans regia (Persian walnut)
Lineage: Eukaryota; Viridiplantae; Streptophyta; Magnoliopsida; Fagales; Juglandaceae
Product: homeobox protein ATH1-like
Exons: 7
Coding region: 1301-3052 (583 amino acids)
Biological process (GO): regulation of transcription by RNA polymerase II
Molecular function (GO): RNA polymerase II cis-regulatory region sequence-specific DNA binding; DNA-binding transcription factor activity, RNA polymerase II-specific
Source: RefSeq, a predicted model, not a curated record